Molecule: messenger RNA, 3405 nt
Organism: Saxophila tyrrhenica
Lineage: Eukaryota; Fungi; Ascomycota; Dothideomycetes; Mycosphaerellales; Extremaceae
Gene: APL5
Product: AP-3 complex subunit delta
Exons: 2
Coding region: 1-3405 (1134 amino acids)
Biological process (GO): protein targeting to vacuole; Golgi to vacuole transport; intracellular protein transport
Cellular component (GO): AP-3 adaptor complex; membrane coat; endosome membrane
Source: RefSeq, a predicted model, not a curated record
AUGGCGUCGCGAAGGCGUGCAGUCAUUUUGGACCCGUCAGAAGAUAUCACGAAAGUGUUUGGCAGAAAAUGUAGCUUGGGAUGGGUUGCGUUGGGUAUUGCAGGCGUAAUGUGUAAGGAAGAAGUGUACCUGAAGUCGAGAUGGCGGCGGAACUUCCAAGUCAAUGCCAAGACUUCUUAUUCAUGGACUCGCGGCCACACUUCUCAUCUAUGGCAACACUUCAACCUCGAAUACGGCCACACAGGAUAUGAUGCAUCGAUUGGACUCCAUACUGGCGUGCGACACCGAGCGCAAGAGUCAGCGGCAUCCGGCAAGAUGUUCGAGAAGGACAUCUACCAGCUCAUUCGCGGGCUGCGCGCACACAAGGGCAAUGAGCCGCAGUAUAUACAGGAGAGUCUGAAAGAAUGCAGGAAGGAGGUCAGAGGACAAGACAUGGACCAGAAGGCUACGGCCUUGCUAAAGCUGGUCUAUCUCGAGAUGUUCGGGCAUGAUAUGUCAUGGGCGUCAUUCAACGUCCUGGAGGUCAUGUCUUCGCAGAAAUACUUACAGAAGAGGGUCGGAUACUUGGCAGCUGUGCAGAGCUUUCGACCGGACACAGAGGUGUUGAUGUUGGCUGAGAACCUGUUGAAGAAGGACCUCAACUCUCCGGACAAGGCAACAAUGAAUUUACCACUCACGACUAUACCGCAUGUCAUCAACCCUUCUAUGGCCAACUCACUCCUCACGGACCUUCUUCCAAGACUGUCUCAUUCCAACCCGACUGUCCGCAAGAAGACCAUCGUGACCUUGUAUCGCCUGGCUCUGGUCUACCCGGAAACGUUGCGACCCGCCUGGCCUAAGAUCAAGGAUCGAUUGUUGGACGACAACGAGGAUCCGAGUGUCACGGCCGCCAUCAUUAACGUGAUAUGUGAGCUUGGCUGGAGACGGCCACAAGACUUCCUACCACUUGCGCCUCGCUUGUUCGAACUACUCACGGCGGGUGGCAACAACUGGAUGGCCAUCAAGAUCAUCAAGCUGUUCUCGACUCUCAUUCCGCUCGAACCUCGGUUAGUGAAGAAGUUGGUGCCUCCGCUUACUACCCUCAUCAAGACCACGCCGGCGAUGAGCUUGUUGUAUGAAUGCAUCAAUGGCAUCAUCCAAGGCGGGAUCAUGGAAGCAGCCGACGGCACUACUGAAGGCGACGACAUUGCACGACUGUGUGUCAACAAGCUGAGAGCAAUGCUUGUAGUCGAAGGAGAUCCUAAUCUACGAUACGUUGCAUUACUGGCUUUCGCUAAGAUCACAGCCUCUCACGCCGACCUGGUGUCACAACACCAGGACGUGAUUCUUGAGUGCAUUGACGAUGCAGACAUCUCCAUUAGAACCCGUGCGCUAGAUUUGGUGGUGGGCAUGGUCAAUGCCAACAACUUACAGACCGUGGUCGAGCGUCUACUUCAUCAGCUCAAGACAGCCGGCAAAGCAACAGCUUCUGAUGAGCCCACAAACGACCGUGGUAUGCACGACGGCAUCAUACCGAUGGCGGAUGACGAUGAGGACGAUGCCAUGACCAGGAUAACGCCCAAAGAGCCAAAGUCGGCUCAAGCGCCGCCAUUGCCGGACGACUACCGAACGUCCGUGAUCGAGCGGAUCCUUGAGAUGUGCUCGAAAGAUACAUACACGAACAUGAACGACUUUGAGUGGUACAUCGGAGUCCUCGUAGAGUUGGUCAAGCAGUGUCCGAUAUCUACUGCUACCGGCGAUUUUGGCUCUCACUCGGAGACUUCAUCCGCGAAAAGCGGCGUCGCUGAUGCCAUUGGGUUGGAGCUUCUGAAUGUCGCCGUCCGUGUCAAAGCAGUGCGUCCAGAAGCGACAGCUGCUGCGCAGUCUCUGCUUGUGCUGGACACCCGUCAUCAGCUCUUUCCCACUUCGAAUAGCGGCGGGAACGGCGUUCUGGCAUCUGCAGCAUUCAUCGCUGGAGAGUAUGCAGAUAUGCUCACGAAUCCGGAAACCAUUCUGACCUCCCUACUACAUCCUUCCAGCUCCGGCCUGCCGGCCGAAGUGCUCACAAGCUAUCUCCAAGCCAUUCCGAAGAUCUUUGUCAGACUGACAAGCGAGCAGCUAGGUGUAUGGGAGCAGUCGACUCAAUCGCGUGUAGUCUUGCUUACCGCGCGAAUUGUGCACUUUCUCGAGCCACUGACCUUGCACCCGAACCUGGAGGUGCAAGAGCGGGCUGUGGAAUACCUUGACUUGAUGAGAUUGGCUUCUGAAGCUGCGUCAAACCAUCAGACAGGUGUCGAGAGUGAUGUGCCAUUGCUGCUCAGCCAGGCCAUACCCAUGCUAUUCUCAGGAGCAGAACUGAACCCAGUCGCGGCAGCGGCGAUACGGAAAGUACCACAGCCUGAGGAGCUCGACCUAGAUGCACCGAUCAACAGCAGCCUGAACAUGAUCCUGUCGCAAGCGGAGUACGACACUGACUACGCAGACGACGACAAUGAGGUAUAUCGCCUGUACCAUGAGAAGCCGAGUGCGGUCGCCACGAACUAUUCACGAGCUGCAGUCGAUACCCUUGAGCCUCCCGAAACAAGUCGAACUUCAUCAUAUCAAGACACAAGACCUGAGUUUGACGCAGAAGCGAUUGAACGGAAGAAGGCGGAACGACGGGAGCGUUACAAAGACGAUCCCUACUACAUCGACUCCGAACGGCGUUCGGGGACUUCCACACCUAUGCACAACAUCCUUCGCAGCGCAAAUGGCGAAGAACUCGAUGUCGACUCGAUACCUGUCAUGGAGCUCAAAUUUGACAGCCGGGAUACGGCAUCGGAUCCAGAGCGUUCGAGAGCCGCAAAGCCUGUGCGUAAGCCAAAGCGGCAUUUUGAGAUUGCUGCCGACGAGACGCUUGGCGGAGAUGAGCCUUCGUCAUCCCUACCAACCGGUGCUUCGAAGCCGCCAAUGUCACGAGCGAAGAAGUCGCUACUGGAGGUUGACAGUAGUGGGUUGUCCGCUCUUUCUCUUGCUGAGUCGGCGGAUGCUCGGAAUGGGGGGACCGCAUUGGACUAUCAGCGACGGCAAGCCGAGGAAGAGGAGAUGGCUAACGCGAUGAAAGAAGUAGAGCGGUUGCGGUUGGAGAUGCAGCGGGCUCAGGAACGAAUACAGCCCCGAGACACAGCUGAAGAGGGUAUGGUCGUGAAACGCAAGAAGAAAAAGAAGGCAAGAGUCGAGGCCCUUGACGACCAGCCAGCUCAAGAAGACGCAGUUGGUGGCGAAGGUGCUACCGUCAAAAAGAAGAAAAAGAAGAAGCCAAAGGAAGACGAAGCUCAGGCAAGCACAGAGCAGACCCAAGAAGGACCCGAAGAAGUCGUCCCAGUCAAAGCCAAGCGGAAGAAGAAACGCCAAGUCACCUUUGACGACGACGAUGCAGCUGGGUAG